This is a messenger RNA of Coniosporium apollinis CBS 100218, 339 nucleotides long. RefSeq lists its product as uncharacterized. The coding region runs from base 1 to 339 and encodes 112 amino acids. The record is from RefSeq and is a predicted model, not a curated record. NCBI's taxonomy places the organism in Eukaryota, Fungi, Ascomycota, Dothideomycetes. The transcript is spliced from 2 exons.
AUGCCUCUCCCGAUCCCCACCACCGAGAAGCCUUCGACUUCUGAGACCAAAGAGUCGAACGUUGUAGCCAACCAGGGCUCUCAGAGCUCCGCUGAGAUUGGGAAUCAGUCGUCGCAGAUGGGCUCCACGGACCAGCGACCGCAGUCUGAUGCGGAGAAGGCGGCGGACAAGCUCUACGAGGAGAGGAUUGAGGAGGAAAAACGAGGCAUGAUUAACGGAGAGGCGAGCAGGCUUGUAGUGUGGCAGGUGUCGAGCGUUGACUGGGGCAAUACUACGAGGAGGCCGGGCUGGGACGACCUCGAGCGCUUUGUAUCAGUAUCUAUGCUUCUUGUACCAUAA